Molecule: messenger RNA, 456 nt
Organism: Sphaeroforma arctica JP610
Lineage: Eukaryota; Ichthyosporea; Ichthyophonida
Exons: 3
Source: RefSeq, a predicted model, not a curated record
CAGGCGAUGGUUUCAACCUGUCGAGCGACAUUUUACCUGCUCCCGAUGCUGCUGCCGAUGAUUCAGAAGAUUUAGACGACCUGAACGACGAAUCUUUCCACAGCUCAGACAGCGAACACGAGGCCUGUAGGAUGGACAGAAUGAGGAAGAAAUUGCAUGUCACCAAAGAGAAUCUGGUGUUCUCAGCUGCCGCUAAGGAGAGACCGCCUAUGGGUAUCGCGUUCAACUUCUCCAUGAAACUGUGUUACAACAUGAUGAGCUCGUUACGUGACACCAUACCACCGGCGCUGUUUGUGUGGUGCAAAGGAGUGCUGAUAGGAACGAGUGCGCAGAUGUCUUUCUUUGGGUCAGUGACAGCCGGUACGUGCUAUGCAUUCACACGUCUAGAUAAUGGCAGCUGGUCAUGGCCUGCACAGUAUGGCGUCGUGGGGGCAGGGGCCUAUUUCGGUAUGUGCG